Prunus avium (sweet cherry) is the source of this 1455-nucleotide messenger RNA. Its product is annotated as putative protein S-acyltransferase 3. The record is from RefSeq and is a predicted model, not a curated record. Gene Ontology annotation, molecular function: protein-cysteine S-palmitoyltransferase activity. Gene Ontology annotation, biological process: peptidyl-L-cysteine S-palmitoylation; protein targeting to membrane. NCBI's taxonomy places the organism in Eukaryota, Viridiplantae, Streptophyta, Magnoliopsida, Rosales, Rosaceae. Gene Ontology annotation, cellular component: endoplasmic reticulum; Golgi apparatus.
GGUUACAGCUACACGGAGAGGUUGUUUAUCUUCUCUUUUUUUCCUUGUUCAAACUCCAUUUCACAUCCAAGCAUAAGGUUCGCUGGAACGAAUUUGAAAAACCAUGGUUGAAACACAAGAUCAAAGAAAGCACUUGGCUCAGUCCAAGUCAAUUGGUCGUUGCAUAGUGUCCUUUAUCUUCGUCUUCCUCACUCAAUUGGUCCUCUCUUUGGUCCCCCGCUUCUUCUCUGCCUCUUCCUUUCUCACCCAACUCGCUCUCUCAGUUCUACUGCUUCUGCUGUUUAUGGGUUUUGGUGGAUGGUGCAGAAGGAGGCUUCUUCAAGUCCAUGCUUCAGCUCCGGCUUUCGUUUUCUUCAACAUUCUCUUUAUUUGGGGCUUUUACGUCUCUGUUAUCAGACAAGCUGUGCCACUACUAAACGACGCCGUUUUCAGCUGUGAGGUUGUGUUCCUCGUCAUUGGUCUCUAUAGUAUACUUACAAGUGACCCUGGCAUUGUAACAAAUGGGUCUGCCUCUUCAGACCAACCUUUGAAUAGUUCAGUUUCUCAAGUUGACAAUCAUGAUGAGGAGUUGGAGCUUCCAUGUCAUGAAUCAACUGAAGGUUCUGGUUUGGGGACGAGGGUACGAUAUUGCAGAAGCUGCAAGGCAUACAUAAAGGGGCUCGACCACCAUUGUCCUGCUUUUGGGAACUGUAUAGGCCAAAACAAUCAUCUCCUUUUCCUAAUUCUUCUGUUUGGGUUUAUCUCUACCGAAGCUUCUUAUUUAGUAUGCGCAUCGCUUUUUGCUGCCAAAUCCGGGAUCUUAGAUAGACCCAGCAUGGAGCGUACUCUUUCUGAAAAUUUAGCUGUUAGCACAAUUCUGUUCACAAUUCUCCAACUGGUAUGGCAGGUGGUGUUUGUGAUAUGGCAUAUAUAUUGUGUAUGCGUCAACAUCAGAACUGAUGAGUGGAUAAACUGGAAGAAGUAUCCAGAGUUCCUCCUUGUUGUUCAACCCCAGCCAGGGCAAAGAUUCGCGAAUGUAAGGUUCAGGAAUCCGUAUGACAAAGGCAUUCUACAGAAUGUGGAGGAGUUUCUAGCAUUAAGAGCAUAGUAGUGUCAAUGCCUAACCCAGAAGCCUUGCAUAGUUGUCUGCGUAACACUCAUGCAAAAACCAUUCUCCACUUAUUGCUUCCUGUAUAUUCCAGUAUUUGGAGCAACAGGACAAGCAUGUUGAUUGACGGAAAUACUUCGUCUAGCACUAAUUUUGUUUAGGAGUUAGUGACCAUUCUAGUAGUUGACAUAACAUUGAAAUGGCUCCUCUUCAUGGACAUACAUGUCUUGGUUCAUGCAAAUUUACAGCCUAUAUAUGUGUAUCAUUUGUGAUUUGUUAACCAUAUGAUGAAAGGUAAAUAGCUUGACAAUUCGUGUAACCCUUGUAGAUGACAAUUCGUCUAAUAGUUAAACUCAUUAAUCUUUUAA